Messenger RNA from Uranotaenia lowii, 1528 nucleotides. RefSeq lists its product as uncharacterized. Gene Ontology annotation, cellular component: membrane. Bases 317 to 817 code for a protein of 166 amino acids. The transcript is spliced from 4 exons. NCBI's taxonomy places the organism in Eukaryota, Metazoa, Arthropoda, Insecta, Diptera, Culicidae. The record is from RefSeq and is a predicted model, not a curated record.
GUUAGUCAGUUAGUCUCCACUGACCAUCGGUUUCGAUCGGAUGCGCGUGCACUUUUUUGCCGACUUGUUGUGCUUGUUGUGUUUUGCUUCUAACAGUAGAAGAGUCUGAUUGACUUACUCCCACACCUGCUCUUCCGGAAUUCUUUUUACCUUCGUCGAUUGGCGGCGUCGGAUUUUUUUAGGGUUUGGAGACGCUCCCCUGUUUUGGCCUUCGACCUGCAGUCGGAUUUCCACGCUUUUGCCUCUGGAAAAGAAAAAUAGACCUACUUCGUAGUCCAACAAUCCCUCCGCCAGUAGUUCCAACCAAUUGCCAAAGAUGUCGCACUCAGUCGUCAUAACGAGGACAACAACCACCACCACCAGCACCUCACAUGUAGUUCUCAACACCGGCUAUCUGAGAACGACGCCCGGUUUGCUCAAACUUGCUCAGUUGAUCAUCGGUGCCGUCAAUGUAGGAAUUGUCGCCUGGUACCUGCGCCGGUACCAUUCGAUCUAUGCCAGCGGCAAUCCGGAGCUGUUCUUCCUGCUGAUGGCGGUGGCCUUCCUGAUCGGGACCUUCUGCCUGCUUGCUUCCUGCCUCGUUUCCCUCAGCACCGGAGGAAUAAUCUCCAAGACCAUCUACGAACUGAUCUACCACACCAUCGCCUUCCUGUUGUACCUGAUAGCGUCUAUCAUUCUGCUGGUGGACGUUACAAACGGGCGAUACUAUUCGAACCUCAAGGACGCCUACAUGGCUGCUUCCAUCCUUGGAAUCAUCGUAUCGGCGCUUUACCUCUUCAGUGCUCUUCUAGCUCAGCGAUCGUACCGAGGAAUCUAAUUUAUUUAAAUUAUGAUUUUUUGAAUGAGAAAGUGUCUUAGUACAGGAAAACGGACGUCAUAACUCAGUCACAAAUUUAUUUAAGUGAAUUUUAGAUUUUUUCAAAUCAAAAUUUUUACGAUAAGUUGCAGUAAAUUCAAAAAUUUAAAACUAUUUUUUGAACAAAACUAUCUGAGCUUGACGCCUGUAAGUUUGUAAUCCAAGAAUUUCAUAUAGGUACUCAAAAAAAAUCCAUAACAGCCAGUCUGUUAAAUCUAAGAAGGAGAAAACAAACAAAAACUAAGUGUACUUUAAAACUCAAACCGUGCCGUAGUGUUUCCUAGUGGUUAAGUGUUGUUCAUGCUUUGCUUCCGAUGAAAAAAAAAAAACAGAAACAAUACAAAGCGCAAAAUAAAUGCAAUUCGUGUGCCUAGAAACUUAAACCUACAUGUAUCUACGAUGUUUUUAAAAAAUUUUGAUGCAUUUGCUACUCGUCUACUAUUAAUAAUCCUCAUUCGACAAAGUGUUUUACUGUAAAUUGUACAAACUUCAAAAAAAAAGUUAUUGCAUUUCCAUCAAUAAACGAUAAAACAAUACCACCGACCUCCAAGGAGAUUUUAUAAAAGUUUUUGUCAGUGCAGAAAAAAUAUUGUCUUACAAUUCGACCCCGUGACUUAAAAUUUAGAGAUUUUUUAAAUUUGUUUUUUUUUUAUAUUUAAAAAUGUCUAUCAA